Molecule: messenger RNA, 1728 nt
Organism: Passer montanus (Eurasian tree sparrow)
Lineage: Eukaryota; Metazoa; Chordata; Aves; Passeriformes; Passeridae
Gene: POLD2
Product: DNA polymerase delta 2, accessory subunit
Exons: 11
Coding region: 183-1589 (468 amino acids)
Biological process (GO): DNA replication; DNA strand elongation involved in DNA replication
Cellular component (GO): delta DNA polymerase complex
Molecular function (GO): DNA binding
Source: RefSeq, a predicted model, not a curated record
CGCGGCGUUCGCGCCUUUUCCCGCCGCGCCGCCGCCCACCAUGGCGGGCCCCGGUACCGGCGGCCACCCUCGGCCUGUGACCCCUCGUCCCGCACGGACCGGCCUGUGACCCCAAACCCGGUACGGACCGGCCUGUGACCCCGCACGGAGCGGCCCCUGACCCCUCACGCCACCCCCGGAGGAUGUUCUCGGAGCAGGCGGCCCCCACGGCGCAGGGGCUGCUGGCCCCCCCCGCGGGCGAGCCCCCCACCUUCCCCCGGGUGGCGGCGGGCGCCUACUCGGACUGCUCGCAGCCCUUCCAGCUGGGCGAGCGCAGCUUCUGCCGGCAGUACGCUCACAUCUACGCCGUGCGCCUGGCCGCCAUGCGGCCGCGCCUGGAGCAGCGCGCCCGCCGCCGCUGGGGGGAGGACAUUGCACUGCGGAGGCUCUCGGAGCUGCAGGAGGGAGAGAAGUGCUACGUGGUGGGGACGCUCUUCAAGGUCAUGCAGCUGCAGCCCUCCAUCCUGCAGGAGAUCAGUGAGGAGCACAACCUGGUGCCUCAGCCCCCCCUGCCCAAGUACAUCCAGCCCUGUGACGAGCUGAUGCUGGAGGACGAGCUGCAGCGGAUCAAGCUGGACGGAGCCAUCGACGUGCAGAGGCUGGUGACAGGGACCAUCGUGGCCGUGUGUGGCUGUGAGCAGGACGAUGGCAGGUUCGUGGUGGAGGAUCACUGCUUCGCCGACAUGCCGCCCGCGCUGCCCUGGAGCGGGCCCAGCUCCGACCGGUUCGUGCUGCUGGCCUCGGGGCUGGGGCUGGGCAGCGUCAGUGGGGAGGCCCUGCUGAGCACUCAGCUGCUGGUGGAUGUGGUGACAGGGCAGCUGGGGGCAGAGGGCGAGCAGAGUUGUGCUGCCCACAUCACCCGUGUCAUUCUGGCUGGGAAUCUGCUGAGCCAGAACACGCAGAGCAGAGACACCAUCAACAAGGCCAAGUACUUGACCAAAAAGACGCAGGCUGCAAGUGUGGAGGCUGUGAAGAUGCUGGAUGAGAUCCUGCUGCAGCUCUGUACCUCGGUGCCCGUGGAUGUGAUGCCUGGUGAGUUUGACCCCACCAACUACACGCUGCCGCAGCAGCCGCUGCACCGCUGCAUGCUGCCCCUGGCCAGCGCCUACGCCACCCUGCGCCUCGUCACCAACCCCUACCAGGCCAGCCUGGACGGGGUCAGGUUUUUAGGGACAUCGGGACAAAACAUCAGUGAUAUCUUCAAGUACAGCAGCAUGGAUGACUACCUGGAGAUCCUGGAGUGGACACUGCUGGCAGGACACAUCAGCCCCACGGCCCCAGACACCCUGGGCUGUUACCCGUUCUACAAAUCCGACCCGUUUAUCCUCACCGAGUGCCCUCACGUCUACUUCUGCGGCAACGCGCCCCGCUUCCAGUCCAAGCUGCUCCAAGGGAAGGAGGGGCAGCGGGUGCUGCUGGUGGCGGUGCCGGAUUUCAGCGCCACGCAGACCGCCUGCCUCGUCAACCUGCGCGACCUCAGCUGCCAGCCCAUCGCCUUCUCCAGCUUCGGGGCUGACAGCGAGGAUGGGGACAUGGAAGUUGGACACUGACCACAGACUCCACAAGCCCCCACCCCUCAAGGGGUCCUGGCACUACCUGCCUUUGUCUGUCCUCUGGGAGGUGACAGAGCUGGGGAAGCACUGGAGGGACAAGAUGUUCGUACCAAUAUAACUUGAUUUAUUUGUGUAA